This is a messenger RNA of Notechis scutatus (mainland tiger snake), 577 nucleotides long. NCBI's taxonomy places the organism in Eukaryota, Metazoa, Chordata, Lepidosauria, Squamata, Elapidae. The record is from RefSeq and is a predicted model, not a curated record.
AUGGCCGCCCUGCCCGGGACCGUACCCAGGAUGAUGCGCCCGGCGCCCGGGCAGAAUUAUCCCCGCACCGGAUUCCCUUUGGAAGUCUCGACCCCGCUGGGCCAAGGGCGAGUCAACCAGCUUGGAGGUGUCUUCAUCAAUGGGCGCCCCCUGCCGAACCACAUCCGCCAUAAGAUUGUGGAGAUGGCGCACCAUGGCAUCCGUCCCUGCGUCAUCUCUCGCCAGCUGCGGGUCUCCCAUGGCUGCGUCUCCAAGAUCCUUUGCCGGUACCAAGAAACGGGAUCCAUCCGGCCGGGAGCCAUCGGUGGCAGCAAGCCCAGGGUUGCCACUCCAGAUGUGGAGAAAAAAAUUGAAGAGUACAAGCGGGAAAAUCCUGGCAUGUUUAGCUGGGAGAUCCGAGACCGGCUACUCAAAGAUGGCCACUGUGAUAGGACCACGGUCCCUUCAGUGAGUUCGAUUAGCCGUGUGCUCCGAAUCAAGUUCGGGAAGAAAGAGGAAGAGGAGGAUCACGAGAAGAAGGAGGAGGACUGCGAGAAGAAGGCCAAGCAUAGUAUCGAUGGCAUUUUGGGUGACAAAG